This is a messenger RNA of Rhodotorula toruloides NP11, 810 nucleotides long. RefSeq names its product alpha-ketoglutarate-dependent dioxygenase alkB-like protein. The coding region runs from base 1 to 810 and encodes 269 amino acids. The transcript has 4 exons. Gene Ontology annotation, biological process: DNA repair; DNA alkylation repair. The record is from RefSeq and is a predicted model, not a curated record. Gene Ontology annotation, molecular function: dioxygenase activity. NCBI's taxonomy places the organism in Eukaryota, Fungi, Basidiomycota, Microbotryomycetes, Sporidiobolales, Sporidiobolaceae. Gene Ontology annotation, cellular component: nucleus.
AUGCCUCCGUCGACCAACUCGACCUCCUCAGCGAAAGACGCCUCUCCUUCGCCCGAAUCGACCAAGCGCUCGGCAAAGACAACUGCAGGUGCUCCCGCGCGGUCGAAGAAGCGGGCGCGGCUGACAGUCGGCGAUGACGAGACCGCCCAGGUCACUUCUCUCGAGAAUCGGUACCGUCUGCCCCUCGCAGACGCCGAGGCCUUCUACGUGCCCGACUUUGUCGACGAGGCGACUGCUCAAGAGUGGCACGACGAGCUGCUGAAGCUGGAGGAGUGGUACCGCCCUACGCUCAAAGUUUACGGCAAGAAUGUCACGCAGUCCCGCAAGAUCGCGGCCUUCUCCACGGACCCCGAGCUGGAAGUCAAGUACUCUGGUCACCCCGUCGACAUGCACCAAGACUACCCGCCGCUCCUGCGCAAGAUCCAGGACAUGGUGGAGGAAAAGCUGGGCGUCAAGUUCAAUCAUGCCUUCCUCAACCUCUACGAGGACGGCAAGAUCUACAUCGGCAACCACCGCGACAACCGAGAGAAUAGGGUCAUCGCCUCGCUCUCGCUGGGCGCACCUCGCACCUUUGUCCUCACGCACGACUCGCCUCCGCCUAAGACUGCUGAGCGAGCAUCGGACGACAAAUCAGCAAGCUCGCCACCGGCCACUACUUCCCUGCUUUAUUCGCAUCGCCUUACCCUCGCACCCGGCUCGCUUGUGAUCAUGCAAGGCGCGACUCAGCAGCGGUGGAAGCAUGCGAUACCGAAGGAGCCGAAGGUCAAGGACAGCAGAAUCAGCAUCACCUUUCGCCAACUGGUCUUCUGA